GGGGAAGUACUAUCGAUGGAUAACGCCCGUGCAUCAAGUUCCCCGCCCCAAACCUAGACAAACUCCCAACCAACUUCCUCAAACCAACUUCUUCAAACAAACUUCUUCAACCCAACUUCUUCAAACCACUUCUUCAAACCAACUUCAUCAAACCACGAAAAAGAACAUCGAACCAACACGACUUUUCUUUGACCAUCAAAAUGUCUGACACGCAUGACGCAUCUGUAUCCGACGUAAUCAAGCGAAGGCCUGUUGCGCUCGAGGCCUGUUUUUGGCUAGUAGCCAUCAUAGGGAGCCUGCGGGUCACGAGUGCAAUUGCGGACGUCAAACCAGAUGACCCAGAUGAUAGAACUGAUACAGUAAAUGAGCUAAUUACCAUUUCUCUAGGUAUCACGAUCUAGGGAGUCGUGAUAAACUAUUGUCAAAUGAUCAUCAGGCCAGAGCUGCUACCGCCGGGCGAUGUCGAAGUCCGGGCGCCUAUCCGACGAGUCCCAGCGCUCCAGCGCUGGGCCCGCAAAUUCGUCGACUGGUGUGCCAUUUGGCUGCCGGUUGUUGCAGGUUUGCUCCUGAUCGUCUCAGCCCUGGUCUAUAUGUUUGGUCUCGCUUUGCGUAGCCAUCAUUCUCUGGCCUGGGCAGUUACUGCGAUUGUCGUCAUCGGCGUACUGGUCACUGCCACCCUUCUUUCGAUGCUUCUAGCCGAUUGGAGUGCCUUGCUACUCUACAAGGCUGGGACCAACGAGUCGGAACUGGUAGGGCAACAUGGGCUUCCGGCUGUGGAGCCAGCCGAUCAGUCUGAGGCGCCAGCCAAUCCUCCGUCUCAGGCUCCGGCCAUUCCUCAGUCUGCGGUGCCGGCCAAUGACCAGCAACUGGUGGGAGGUGAUGACCACCCCCCGCAGGAUGGCAUGGAGCUGCAAGACUACCCUCAGACCCUCUCGCAGCCUCAAAACGAGCAAGUCGUGCAAGCCCAGCAAGUCCCACAAGAUGAGCUAGGCGAGUUUAGCUACUUGUCUCUCAUUCUUUGACGUCAGUCGUAAGGCGGGCAGUUCUUUGUAGCUGACCUAGCCGUUGUCC
Messenger RNA from Lasiosphaeria miniovina, 1071 nucleotides. RefSeq lists its product as uncharacterized. NCBI's taxonomy places the organism in Eukaryota, Fungi, Ascomycota, Sordariomycetes, Sordariales, Lasiosphaeriaceae. The coding region runs from base 426 to 1022 and encodes 198 amino acids. The record is from RefSeq and is a predicted model, not a curated record. The transcript has a single exon.